CAUCAAGAGUGAGGGCGUGACCAGCAUGGAGGAGGACAACGGACCCGUGGGCAUGGGCGUGGGGGGCAUGGGCGUGGGGGGCAGGGACAGCCCUUUGAAGCCCGACAUGAGCAUGGUGGAGGGGGAGGACAUUCUGGCCAAGCUGAAGGAGCAGGUGUCAUCGGCUACCACCACCCUGCUGCCCCCUUCCACCGCCUUGCCGCCCCCGACACACUCCCCCUCACACAACCUCAACAACAACCACAACAGCACUAACAAUAACAACGCCAAUAACAACAAUAACAACAACAGUGUUCAUAGCAUAUACGAUCGACUCCACACGCUAUUGCAGGCUAAGAAGAAAACGGAGGAGGACGGUGACGGGGAGGAGGACUCGCGCGACCUGGUGCUGCGGGCGGAGGCGCUGCACCGCCAGCGGGAGUCGCUCUUGUCGUCGCCACAGGCGCUCAUGAACGCCAUGCGGGGCGGCGGGCCGCCCUCGCUGGUGCCGCCCGGGCCACACCUGCCCUUCAUCCCCAGCACGGUCGGUCUGCCGCCCACCACGCAGAUGCCGCCCACGCCUGGCUCGGCUGGCUCUCGCGACUCCUCGGGCAACGGCGCCCGCACGCCCUCCCACACGCCCGAGCCCCACCAGAGUCAGCAGUCCUGGAGCUUCGAGGAGCAGUUCAAACAGGUACGGGAACCCACGAAGCACUCGUCCUUUGAAGAAGACAAACGCAAGUUGUACGAGCUGGACGAUGACGUGAAGAGGAAGGACUUCCUGGACGAGCUGUUUUCCUUCAUGCAGAAACGAGGAACGCCCAUCAACCGGCUGCCCAUCAUGGCCAAGCAGGUGCUGGACCUGUACGAGCUGUACAAGCUGGUGGUGGAGCGCGGCGGCCUGGUGGACGUCAUCAACAAGAAACUGUGGCAGGAGAUUAUCAAGGGCCUCAAGCUGCCCUCCUCCAUCACCAGCGCCGCCUUCACCCUCAGGACGCAAUACACCAAGUACCUGUACCCUUACGAGUGUGAGAAGACCAAGCUGUCCACGCCGGCCGAGUUGCAGGCGGCCAUUGACAACAACCGGCGGGAGGGUCGCCGAUCCUCUUAUGGCAGCUACGUGGACGCCGUGCAGCCGCCCCUUCUCAGCCUCCAGUCCCUUCAGGGUCUCCACAGCCCCCUCGCUCUCGCUAACUCGCACUUCAACGGCGGCGGCACCAUCUCCCCGCUGCCGCAGCCCGACGGGCUCCUAGGUCGGGGCGGCUCUCCCCCGGGGUCGCAGGAGGCGUUGCUGGAGGCCACGAGACUCACCAUGUGGAAGCUGUACAAUCAGGGCUUGGGCGUUGGCGGCGGUUUCCAGCACGAGGAUGAUGGCCCCAAGCUGCCGCCCCCACACCACCCGCUGGCUGGGGUGCCCUUCCCGCCCCAGAAGGAGGCACUCAACCUGGAGGUAAAGGACGAGGAAGUGCCGCUCUUCCAUGAUAACCGAGGGUAUCAGCCAUUCUGCUUGCAGCGGACGGGGCGACUCAAAGACGCUGUCGACCACCGCAACGACCUCCGCAAUGACGUGCGCAACGACUUGCGUAAUGAUUUGCGUAAUGAACUACGCAAUGAUAUACGCAAUGAAUUCCGUAACGACGUGCGCAGCCGUCUGGAAGAGGCGGCGAUACCACCCUCAGCCAAACGACCCGCCCAGCAGGACGACUCCCACGACUCCCGUCUCCCGCCGCCCACCACGCCCACGCCGCCCACUCCUCCUGGCUACCCUGGCGCCAACAUCAAGAUUACGUCUAGAGGAGGGCGCGGGCAGGACCAGAGCAUGGUGGUGAGCAUGGAGGUGAACGGCAUCAUGUACCAGGGAGUGUUGUUCGCCCAGGCACCGCGCGCUCGCUUCAGCUAAGACUGCCCGCCCGGUGUCGCCUGGCGGCGGCGGCGGGACCAGGGCAUGGGAAGGUGGCGGCCCGGCAGCGCCCCGGCGUCUGGGUGGCUGGCAGGACGAGGGACUGAGAGUGGGGGCUGCCAGGCGCCGGUCGCUGUACCUUGUAUAGUAGCUGAUAGACUAGUGCCAACCCUCCCUGGCGGCCCUUACAGACACUCUGCCCUCCCCGCCAGCAGGUCAAGGUCGCAUAGGGGGAUGUCCUUCUCCCUAUACCCCCUCAGAGUCGUUUUUCUUCUCUUGUCCUUAAUCUCCCUGUGACGCAUCACACAGUUUCUUAAUCUCACUAUUUUGACAUUUUUUCUGAAGUCUUUACUCGAGUAAAACUGUUUUCGAAUACUUUUUUUUUCAUUUUAUCUGGCUUCAUUUCUUUAUUUUCUACUCUCCAACUUUACUAUCACUCGUUAUUCUUAAAGGCUUAAUCUUACUUAUUGUCAUUAUCGCUCUCUUUUUCAUGUUUAUUUUCAGAUAGAUAUGAACUUCCUUCUGUUGCAUUUCUCCCUCAGUUUCAUAUCACAGUGAAGUUCAUCCUGGAUCAUGCUUCUUUUCACAGCUCUUCAAUCUCAAUGGUUAAUCUUUCCGUCAGACUUUACUUCUUCUUUCGUUUCCCUCUCUUCUCUUCCUCUUGUCUUCUGUGGCUUCUAGCAGCGUGGUCUCCUUCACAAAGUCGUACUAUGAGCGUGAAGCAGUACGGUUGUUUUUGAUAAUGAGGCUUAGAAUACACUUCCUUUAUGUAUCAGGUAGAUUGGCAAAGGAUAGAAAGAGAGAGAGAGAGGAAAUGGCUUCUUCAACUUGUCGUUCCCUAAAAAUCAGAGAAAAAUGAAGAAUUAUCCAGUUUAUUUAAGGGUGUGUCUUUAUAUUCCUCUAAUAGUGCUACACCAGCAGUACAAAACAAUUCAGCAACCUGCAGUUUACCACAGUUUACUACUGCAGUUUACCACUCGUGUUUUUAACAGAUGCCAAUAAACAUCUCCCUUAAUUCAGUGGUAGAGGAGUUCAUUAACAUCAGCGGUUAUGUCAGCCUUUCUUUUCACAAGUUUUAUGAUCUCUUAUAUUGACCCCGAACACGUAAUCGAUGGAGAAUUUCACCCUUUCACUGAUAGACACGUAAUAAAUGAAUAAUUAACCGUUUCACUGCUAGAUAACUUUACCGUAAUCAUCUGCAAACUCUUUAGACACUAACACUACAGUCACUUGAAAAAUUAACAUCUUUGUAUUUUUUUUUUUGUGCAUGUAAACAAAUUCUCACAUCACUUUGAAUGUUAGUAGUAAAAUAGUAGCAAAAUAGCCGAGACGUGUCGAGAGUGAGACGAGCCGAAAGUGAAGACAGAUAAAGGUAUUUGUCCUAUUAGAUGAAUCACAGAGUCCGUAUAGAGCACAAGGACACAGGGGAAAUUGCAAGAAGCCAGGCAGUUCUUGUACAAAACACGCACGCCCAUAUUCACUUAUCAACUGAAUCAGCACUAACAACCUAAGUCUAUUCCAUCCAUCAACCACUCUAUUAAACACCAACUUACUUCUUAUCUCUCUUUUAAAUCUAACUGUAUCACCUACAGUACAUCAAGCUCGAAUGUGUCACAGCUUACGUCUAGUGAUGCUGUAGCCUCCAUUGUUCUGUGCGCGGGGUGUGUUCUUCCCGUAGCCUGCAUCACUUAACGAGGCCCGAGUUCUCCUGCGUUGUCUCCCUCCGCCCGAGGACACACAUAACCGGCGCGGGGAGGAGGUCAUUAAGGUUUUAUUGCUGGUCCCAACACCUCGCCGCGGCUUGUCAGUGACGGGUACGCGGGUUCUGUCAGGCCUUCCUGGUGUUCUGCGCGGCGACGGACGUUUAACUGAUCGAGUGAAAGGACGCAAGAUUGUACUGUCACAUGCUUUGUUCUCUCAUGGUGACUGUUUUCAAAGGCCACCAAGUCGUGUUCUAAUUUAUGUUUUGUUUAUGAGAUUGCAGAUUCCUUGUCAGACUGUAACUAGAAUAAAAUACAUGAGUAUUCUGCCACUAUACUAUACGAAAAAUUUUUGCAUUUAAUGGGUGUUUUCUUUAUGAGAUUGCAGACUCCUUGUCACACUGUAAUUAGAAUAAAACACAUGUGUAUUCUGCCACUUACUGCAUUACUAAACGAAAAAUUCUCAGUCUAGCAUCAAUACCUCACUGUGUACCUGCGUCUCUUCCAGUUCUAGUUUAGACAUCAAAUACUUCCUACCGUUUUAGAAAAAAAUAAAAAAUAAAUAAAUAAAGUAAAUAAAUAAAUAAAUAAAUGAAUAAAAUAAAAAAAUGAAUAAAAUAUGCCUGGCCCAAACCAUCACUGUAAUAUAAGGAGUAUAAGUAUGAGAAGCCAAUAUAUUCUCUCCCACUUUCGUAAAUUUGUGAGAAGUCGAAUAACAUACAGCAUUUACUUUCAAUGUGUUUCGUUUUUGCCUUCAGUCUUAAGUUCUUCAAGUUCUCUGCCCUCUUAUCAGUCUCCUUACAAACCCCAUGGCGGAUUCUGAGCAGAUCAGAGUAAGACUGAAGAAAAGCGCUUAAGACACCGGAAGGAAAUGGUCACUAUUCGAGUGUACUAGUGACGGGAAGCAUGACGCGCGGGUCUCCUCCUCCCCUCCCUGGCAGGUCAGAGCGGGAGGCGGCAGGUAGGAUGCGCUACUCGGGAGGAAAAGGAAAGUGUGUAUUGCUGCUUAGUGAAGGAGCCGCCACUCGCUGCCACUUGCUAUGUUCUCUCUCUCUCUCUCUCUCUCUCUCUCUCUCUCUCUAGCUGUUUCCUUCACUGCUUUCAAGAACCCGAUCCUGUGUGUGUGUGUGUGUGUGUGUGUGUGUGUGUGUGUGUUUUCGCUGACGUGUACAUAAGGAGCAGGUGCUGGAGCUGCCUAGGUCACACCGAUGCCCUUCCCGUCUCGUGGAAGGGCCUCCAGGUAGCACGAAUUACCUGGUAGUGCUUAUUUUCCUCACUUGGGGGAAACUUGGGUCCCAGUCCAGGCCUCCCUCCACCUGCCCUCGCUCCCUGGCAGGCUGGAGAGGGACGCUGGAACUGCCCUACAUUCCAGUUUUCUUGGAAUUCGUACUCUUUCCAUUGAUCAUAUUUAUAGCAUUAGCUGGCAGGUGUCUCAGUAGGUGGAUCCCUCAGGAAGGCGUAGCGUUAGGUCCUUGUGGGAACUGCGACGGUUGUAUGUGACUAGAAAGUUGUACAUUUGUAAAUUAGAAACGUUAUGCUAAAUCACGAAGAGAAAAUAAUAAUAAAAAAAAAAGCAUUCGUUUGUCCUUAGAAGCAUCGGAGUCUUGCAUGUGUCUGGUGUUCCGUCAGCUCCCCGCCCUGAGCGAGGCGCCGCGGCCCCGCCCCCGCGGAGUCUGGAGUCUGCCAGGCGAGGCUCCGCUGACGCAUGUUUAUAGUGUAUAAGAUGAUCUCACAUUAAACUAAUUUAUAUUUUUUAAAAUAAAAUUAAACGCAAGGUGUUAUUUCAUUCUACCUGAACCUUGGGGAGCGGCAAGGAAAGGCUCGCUGGGACCUUUCUUUAUGCAAGAUGGGCACUGGCCAAGAAGGGAAGCACAAUUUAUAUAAAAGGAAGGUCCACUGACGUGCCACUCCCCAAAGAAGAGCCAAAAUGAUUAACCAAAAGCAAGAGAAUUAACACAAAACCGGGCUGGUGCUGGUUAUUUGAAGCUUUUGCUCGAACACUGAGUCAGGUUCACACAGUGCAGCGGCAGGCAGAGCGAGGACAGGCUUGGCUGGGGACGGACGUGCUGCUAGUCUCCUUCACCACCGAGCAGGACGCCACCACAUCAACCUGAGGCGUGGACCAAAGGACGUGGAUGACUUCGAUGAUUACCUUUUAUGAGUGUGUGGACAGAGGCAAGGCAGGGAGCUUGCGCCAACUGCCUGGACUCGGCUGGCGGACUGCGGCAAGGCAAGGCGAGGGUCCAGCAGGUGUUCGUGGCAGGGGAGGCAGGAGAGAGUGCACGUGUUCCUUCUCCAUUUCAUUGAGUACAAGAAUAGAAAGAAGCAUUUUGGAGGUGAAGGAAUAGAAGAUACAUCUCUAUCUUCAUCCCAGUAAAAAAUGAAGAAUCCCAGCAGACGAAGGAAGUAAGACUUUUGAAGAAAAACUUGGAGAUUUGAGUGAAGAGCUGCAGCAACACAUGACAAUAGGAGCCUCCAAGGACCCGCAGACAUUCCCAUUCCAGCGGCAGUUGUAAGCAAGCAGUAGUGAAAGACCUCUCCCCUGUAAUACUGAACAGGACAAAUUGCUUCUAUGCCACGGAGUGUGUGCCACCAAGCUGCCUCGGACGUUUCAGCUACAUAGGCGAGGGAGCAGAAGCGAUGACACUACUUGCUAUCUACUAUACACCUCCGUCACGGAUUCCAGCUGGGUUCCAAGGGGCUGCAGCGGUGGAGGCACUAAGGGUUGUGUCAUCGGGGACUCGUAGAAAGAGAGGAGGCAGGGGAAGAGCGGAAGUAAUGGCAGUGACGACUCAACCACGGGACCUUAGCUGCCGCCAAGGACUUGGCCUCUCUGUAUUAAUCAAGAUUCCCGAGAUUGUUUUGUAAAAUGGUGAAAAUAAAAUUCCUUUUCUUUGACGGUGUAAAAAAAUAAAAAACUUGUAAUUGGU
Scylla paramamosain (green mud crab) is the source of this 6509-nucleotide messenger RNA. RefSeq names its product AT-rich interactive domain-containing protein 3B-like. Gene Ontology annotation, molecular function: DNA binding. Bases 26 to 1879 code for a protein of 617 amino acids. Gene Ontology annotation, cellular component: nucleus. Gene Ontology annotation, biological process: regulation of transcription by RNA polymerase II. The record is from RefSeq and is a predicted model, not a curated record. Lineage: Eukaryota; Metazoa; Arthropoda; Malacostraca; Decapoda; Portunidae. The transcript is spliced from 13 exons.